AUGACCCCAUUCUUGCCCUCCUCCUCCUACUCCUCCACCACCGUUACUCUCAGGCCUUCUUGUUUAUUGAUCUAUCACUACUUCCUUUUCUACCUAAAUCAGUUGCAAUUAACAAGUGGUCUUCUCUCUGCUCUGCAGAGCAAGAUAAGGUAGACAAAAAUUCAGCCAGAGUCGUGGUCAGGGAGCUGCGUGCCGUGCAGAGAUGCCGACCAUCAUCAUCAAGGUAGACCUCGACUGCGGCCGCUGCCACGCCAAGAUCAGGAAGGUGCUCGAGAGGAUCAGAGAGAAGGGCGAGUUCAUCAUCGACGACAUCAAGUACGACGAGAAGAAGAACCACGUGAUCGUGUCGGGCCCCUUCGACGCCGACAAGCUGGGCGACAAGCUCUGCUGCAAGGCCUGCAACAUCAUCAAGGAGAUCGAGACCGUCGAGCCGCCCAAGAAACAGGAUCCCGAGCCUCCGCCGGCGACGGACAAGGUGAAGCCCCCGGGCCCGGGUAAGGAUGAGACGGUCAAGGUGAAGCAACAGCCGCCGCCGCCGCCGCCGCCGCCGCCCAAGAUUGUGGAGGUGCCGGUGCCGUACCCGUGCCCCUACCCCUACCCGUUCCCGGCGGGGCCGUCCGGCUGCUGCUGCCACCAGGGACACGGCGGUUGCCAGUGCUGGCAGAACCCUCCGCCGCCGUCGUAUCCGUGCGGCGGCUACAUGAUGGUCUGCGAGGAGGACCCGUCCGGCGCCUGCACCGUCAUGUGACUCCUCGGCAGCGUUAUCACCGGUAUUAGUGCGGUAAUUCCUCAUGUAUAAGCACCGUACCGAUGCGCAUGUACGACCGAUCCCAGCGAGAAUUAUGCAAUAAAAUAUCCGCAUUCGUGUAAGUGAAA
This is a messenger RNA of Triticum aestivum (bread wheat), 876 nucleotides long. RefSeq names its product protein PYRICULARIA ORYZAE RESISTANCE 21. The record is from RefSeq and is a predicted model, not a curated record. Bases 203 to 748 code for a protein of 181 amino acids. Gene Ontology annotation, biological process: regulation of defense response to fungus. The transcript has 2 exons. Lineage: Eukaryota; Viridiplantae; Streptophyta; Magnoliopsida; Poales; Poaceae.